AUGGAGUACGUAUCCCAGGAAUGGUAUAUAUUAUUAUUCAACGAACGCGACCGUCUUGCUUCCCCAUAUCUCGCAUCACAAAGCCUGUGUGAGACAGAACUCGGCAAGAUAGAAACAUUCAAAAACCAGCUAUCCACACACCCCCUCCCAGGUUUAACCCCCUCACAAGUUCUGAUUCCCAAUACGACCUUUCCCUCAUAUCGGAAGCGCAACCACUUUUCACCCUGCACGAAUUAUUAUGCUGCGUAUGCGGAUUCGCAUUCAUUGAAGAAUUGUGGCAUUAGCGCACACGAAGGUCAACAUUAUCUGAAAAGUUCAUCACGCCCUUUCAAGCGGUGGCUCGCAAUUUAUGGCUUGAAAAAGGGUCAAAAACUUCGCAAACUUCGCCCUCUCAUCCUCGUUCGUAGCCUUGCAUCUUUAGAGACGCAUCAACACGAAAAUUGGACGCCCAUAGGCCUUUCCGGGCGGUGA
Histoplasma capsulatum G186AR is the source of this 471-nucleotide messenger RNA. RefSeq lists its product as uncharacterized. The coding region runs from base 1 to 471 and encodes 156 amino acids. NCBI's taxonomy places the organism in Eukaryota, Fungi, Ascomycota, Eurotiomycetes, Onygenales, Ajellomycetaceae. The transcript is spliced from 4 exons. The record is from RefSeq and is a predicted model, not a curated record.